Choloepus didactylus (southern two-toed sloth) is the source of this 1267-nucleotide messenger RNA. Its product is annotated as uromodulin-like. The record is from RefSeq and is a predicted model, not a curated record. NCBI's taxonomy places the organism in Eukaryota, Metazoa, Chordata, Mammalia, Pilosa, Megalonychidae. Bases 1 to 1020 code for a protein of 339 amino acids. The transcript has 9 exons.
AUGCCCAUUCAGGAGUCUCAGGAGGCCCUGCCUUGGCUCUUGUCCUCCUGCAGAGCUGUCUGGGGAGAUGGUGAUGCUGCACUGCCGACCCAGGAAAUUGAGGUGGUCCUGGGCAGCUGCUUCCUGAAGACUCACCACUGGAUCCCGAGGGACGACGCCUUCUCUGGAUGCCCCAGUGUCAGCAAGACAGAGCAGGGCCGCCGUGGUCAGGCCUUUGUGGUGAAGAAGGAGGGAUCCUGUGGUGUCCGCCUCUCUACCAAUGGCAGCCAUGCCCUGUACUCUCUGGAGGUGCAGCUCCUGCAGGUUUCCCCUAGCCCCAUUGCUACUGACUCCAGGACGAUCCACUUCAGCUGCACGUACCCCCUGAUGGUGAAUGUCAGCCAGACCCACCCCCAGCCAGUGGUCUCCUUCCUAUAUAGCACCAUCCACGUGCCAGGCACUGGGGACACCAUUGUUACCCUGGGCAUCUUCACGGACCCUCAGCUCUCGUCUCCGCUUGAGAACAAAAGAGCUCCCCUUAGCAUGCCGCUCUAUGUGGUCCUCAGAGCCACAAGCAGCAAUCCAGACAGAUUUGCCCUGGUGGUCAAUGAGGUCUUUCUCAGCUCUGACAUUUCCCAGAUGGAUGCUGUUAAGACCACCUACCACUUUGUAAACAAGAGCUGCCCAGUCAGCCACCGGCUGCUCGAGGGCCUGCGGGGCAACGGGGCCUCUCUGGAGGUGACGCUGGCCUUCAAACUGUUCUGCUUCCUGACCAGCGAUACGCUCUACCUGCAAGGCCGGGUGACCCUGUGUGACAAGCAGGAGCGGCGCCUGUGCCAACCGUCUUGUAGUCGGAAGAGCACCCCGGGGAGGAAUCGAGCGUGGGAGAUCCGAGUGCGGGAGAGCCUAGAGGGUGGCGACGGCUGGUUGGUGUUUGGACCCAUCCGAAUAAGCGAAUCCAAUGCUUCCAGCAGCAGGAGCCCAGCAGGAGCCUGGAUGGCCAUCUUUCUCCUGUUGGUGACAGGCUGGAUGCUGGGAUAAAGUCCUGCUCAGAUGCUGGGAUAAAGUCCUCUAGAACCAGAGAGGUUGGGAGUGAAGAUGGGAUGGACGGUGUGACCCAACUAAGGAGUGGUGACUGCUGAGCCUCUGGCUGCGCUUCCUUAUUCCACCUUCUCUUUCCACCUCUGGAACUCAGCUCUGUUGAUUCCAUGGGGAAGACUGGGCUGCUCAUUGGGUGGGAGGGGCCAGAAGGUAUGGCCAAUAAACAGCAGGAAAUUCUGCUACUUUA